Messenger RNA from Annulohypoxylon maeteangense, 5120 nucleotides. RefSeq lists its product as uncharacterized. The transcript is spliced from 4 exons. The record is from RefSeq and is a predicted model, not a curated record. Bases 183 to 4478 code for a protein of 1431 amino acids. NCBI's taxonomy places the organism in Eukaryota, Fungi, Ascomycota, Sordariomycetes, Xylariales, Hypoxylaceae.
GAAACAGCUUCCGAUCAAGGAAGACUAAACAACUAAACGGCUAGACGACUACCUUGGUGAUAUAAAACCUUACCUGGGUAGAACUAUUGCAUAUCUAUCAGGGUAACUGGAUUGUCUUGCUAAGGAAAGCUAAUUAUGGAUUUUGCUUUUCCUCAGAUCAUCCUUCAAGGAAAUUACCGCCAAUGAGCGCGGUUAACACCAAGUCCCAUAUAUCGAAGAAUCGUCGACAACGUGAUCAAGGAUCCCAGCCACCACCCUCACCAAUACCCCAAAGCCAAACUCAACGACAGCAACAGCGGCAGCGACCCACCUCAAAGUCUAAGAAGCGAAAAUUAACCCAUGCCACCUCUAAAGCCGAAACCGAAGGCGAGAAUAAAGAAGAAUAUAACGAUUGGUUCGCCAUUCGAGGUAUCAUUAACGAGAAGGUUGAGCACGGAAAGAUCUAUUACUUGGUAGAUUGGGAAGGCACUGAUGACAACGGUCGACCGCAUAUACCAUCUUGGGAACCGGAAGAUAACGUCUCAAUUGUUGCAAUAAGUGCCUGGGAGAAGAGUAGGACCGGAGCUAAGCACAAACAGAAUACAUCUGAUGUAGCUGUUAGCAACACGACUCACUCUACGCAAACAUCUUAUACGGGGCAGAGAGAGCUAUUACAGGUUCCCGUUCGACCAGAUCGUGAAAAUCUGGUUGGGGACAGGACCGUGUUCAGUCAAAUACAGGAGCUUACGUUUGGUGAGGAAGCUGCACGUAACCAGCAGUUAACCGAAGUCAAAACGACACACUCCAAAAGUGCAGAGCACGGAAUAGAAGCUCGGGUUCCAUUAGAGGUACUCAGUAGGCGAAACAACAUCGACCUAGGCAAGGGCACUCUACGGAGCAUUCAAGAACCCCAGAAAACUCAGAAAGCUCAGAAGGUUGUUGAGUUGGUUCGGGAUCCCUUGUUUGGUCCCAAUCAAUACUGCACAUUGUCGUCACAAGGAUCAAGCGGCCAGCAACAAGGCCACGACCCAGAAACUAAGAGAGACGUGAAUCAAGUUAUACCAGAUUCUCAAGCUUUCUCUGGCGCAUCAAUUACUGAGACGCAAAGCAGCAUUUUUACCCCCCUGGAUUCAUUUGGAACGAAUCAAGCUCAGGGAGAAGCUUUCGCCUCAUCACGGCAAAGUUCAGAAAACCAUCAACUUAAAUCACAUUCUCACUCGAUAGAGAUCCCUUCGCAUCAAGUUGAUUAUCGUUUCCCUGGCAUUCGGGAAAACUUAUCAGGCUCCGCUUUAGUGAAUGAGUCUAGCUUAGGUUUUGCUACGUCUAAUAAUUCUCAAGGCACAGCCAGUAGAGGCCAUUCAAGUUUCUUAGCACGGGUAAACUUGAGCCUCGACAGUGUUCCUUCCACAGGUCAACCAAAUAACUGCGCAUCUAUUCAUCAACGCGAAUCGCCCUCGGAUGAACAUAUCUCUGUGACGAGCGUGAGCCAAGACCAGAUAUUUGCGCAUAGUUUUAGUACAGCGUCCCAGCAAAGCAGUUUUCAGGCAGCACAGGUUGUUGUUCCUCUCAGUAGCCAACAAGGUGGGCUCGUAACGCGCAGCCACUCUUACUUCACAGUUUACGACGACGACGUAGUCAUACCUGAUACUUUAUUGAGAAACUCUCAAGCUCAGUGCGACUCUCAGGACUCGAGUCAGGGUCUAGGUGAAUUAGACGACAGUAUUAGGAAUAUAUCGUCUUUCAAAGAUCACCAAUCUAAUCCACAGCCUAUACCAAGCUACAUAGAGUUAUUACAGAGCAAUCUAAAUAAACCGACCAACAGCGUCGGUGAGGAGGAAUCGUCAGUCGGGCAACCGAACCUAGCGAAUUCGGGACAUUCUAGCAACUUAAACCGUACGCCACGGCAUCAAGCCGCAACCACCAAUAUGGAUAGCGCUGAGCCUGGCACCCAACUGUCGGCUCGUGAGAGGUUAAGAUUAAUCAGAGAAAAAAGUUUUGCUUCUCUACAAAAACCUUCCACAAUCCUCACAACAACUUCAGAAGAUCCGAUUCAAGUUGAGCCUAAAAUAGAUACUCUGGCAGAACCUCAAUCAGCCAUUCCGGAUCCUCAGGCAAUUGAAGUCCCUCCAAGGCCUGACAUCAGUCCCCUCACUCCCCCGCCCAUAAUAUCUACUUUCCCAUCCCAGCCACCAGAAGCAGCUCAGAACGAGUUAACUUCAAAUAUGCAACAACCAGCAGUCCCCGACACCUCGCAGGCGCUCAUCGAACCGGAGAAGCAAGUCGAGCUUAUUUUAGAAGAGGCCGGCCCUGCCGAUGUUGGUUUCGGUGCCAAUGAAGAGCAACCUGGGACCUUAGAUCCAUCUAAUUUGACGCUUUCUAUUGAGAAUGAUGUAGAAAUUAACAAUUUGUUAUCCGCAGAAUAUCAUGCCUACCCUGCAUUCGGCAUGGAGGAAGAAGACGAAUUACCUCCCGCCAACUAUCCGAAGAAUCUCCACCCGUACGUUCCUACCGGACACAAUGAGUUUCUCAUCACGCUUCCAUUCUACAGCAACUGUCGUCCCGUAUAUAACGACGUUCUCCGCGAAAACGAGGGUUUAAUCCGCGAAUACAAUGCCUCGUUUCUAGUUUUGCCACACCUGAAACCCCAUCCCACGAUAAUAUCGAAGGUUGAUGAGAUGUUCUCACGACUUCUCGAUAUUUGUGACCUGCCGCCCUUCAUGGAGACUAUCCCAACUAUGUCGCCCGACGAGAUGACUAAACACGUCGUUGGGACAAAUGCCAAGUUCGCCUUCAUUGAUGAACUACUUACCUGCCUGGCCGAUGUGAAGUCCGAUAAGAAGAUUCUCAUCUUAUCCCGCCCCGGAAAGGCCAUGGACCUCCUCGAUCAAGUUGUAAAAACAAGAGGAUACCGCUACAUCCGAUCUGGUGAUGAAAUUGUUGGUUCUUCAACUGCCCGACACUCUCUGACAGUGGCUAUCUCAUCAACACUCGACAAGCCGUCGUCUAUCCUCGAAGAUGUUGAAGCUGUCAUAGCGUUUGACCAUACGUAUCGGCCAGAGCUACUUCCAUCACCUCUUCGAGAACGGUCUCCUAUCUUAAUGGUUCUGACAAACGCAUGUUCCAUACAACACCUUAACAUGCGCAUCUCAGAGAGUAUCGAACCCCUGGAGCGAAAGAAUGUUCUCGUCCUUGCGCUAGUGAAAGCAAUGCGGUACAUAGAAGACGUUGGCAGUUCUCAGAUCACUCAGCUACAUAGCGCAGCUGAACUAUUCUCAGAUUACAUACAGGAUCAGGAUAAUGAUGACUUUUAUUGGGAACCCUUGGAAGUUCCCGAGAAUGUAUUUGAGGAUCUGCACGCAAGCUCUCAACUCCAAGCAUCGAUUCCCCAGCCUGAUCUACAGGGUCUUGAGAUCGAACAGGCUUCCGGUAACCGCAAGAGAUCUCAUGAUGUAGAUGAAGAUGACGAGACUUCUUCUAAGCGUCCUCGAGUUUCUCAACCUACCGUUGUUACUAAUGUAAGUCAUAUCAGCGAUUCGCUGAAAGGCCUCUUAAGGGACGACGCGGUCGACUCUCCGAAAGCAAUGCUCUCAGUAUCAGUUGGCAAGUUGGAGAUACUGUCAACCAAAAUCGCAACCCUCAAGACUAAACUGAAGGAGAGCAAGCAGCGAGAGCAGCAGCUUCGCCAGCUUAGUGACCGAUCUAAAAAAGAGGUCGAUGGGUACGCUUCGACGAUCAACACCAUACAGGCUAACUACAUGAACGCUCUGAGGGACCGGGGUAUCUUCGAGGACGAUUAUAACAAAGCUAAGGAAGAGACAAGGGUAGUUAAUACUAGUCUAGAGUCUAGCAGGAAAGAAGCCUCUGAGUUGAAGGAGAAAAACACAGAACUUCAGAAGCAGCUAACCUCAGCAAACGAAUCGCUUCUCAGCUCCGCAAAUCCCGAGCUUGCCAAGAUGGCCCAGCUAGAGAAGAGCCUCGAGGAGGCAAAAGCCGAGAUUCAAAAGAUCGAAAAGAGAGCCACUAUGGCUAAGAACGACAUGGAAUACGCGAAGAACGCAUAUCAAAACGCGUCUCAAAGAGCCGGGGAACUAGGAGUGGAGAACCGAGCGCUCGAAGCAGAAAUCGAACUGCUCCGCCGCAAAGCGGACGAGAACAUCGUCAAGGUCAACCAGAUCAACAACGCGCGACAGAUUGAGGAGCUAGUGCGACUUCUCAAUGAGCAGAAGAGCAUCGUGCACGACCGCGAUGCGGAACUGGGCAAAGUGAAGGAUGAGCUCAGGCAACUGAAGGAGAAUAGGCGGGGAACCCGCCAGAACAGCGUCCCGCGUAGUCCGCGUCUGAGCGCGUUCAAUAGCCCUCGGAACGGCGGCGGAAGAGUCAAAGGCGGCUCGAGUAGCAGGGGCACUAGUCCGGCGCCCCCGCCCACGGGCGUGUUUGAGGCUGGCAGCGGGACGCCGGUUGCGGGCAGGGCCUCACAUUUGAGGGAGACGAGAUUCUGAGUCAGGAUGACAUCUCACGGCACCACCCCAUCACGAAUCGCUUACGUCACAGAAAACCGAACGACAGAACAACCGAAUAGAACCUCUUUUCACCCCCUCGGAUCCGCGGUUUUCUUUACGUUUCCUCUCUUCUUUUUUCUUUUCUUUUCUUUGCACGGCAGGUUCCCCGGCGUCAUGGACGCGAAGAGGAUGGUCGCGGUUUGCGGUUGCAUUGCGCCUUGUGUUUUUCGUCAUUUUAUUGCUGUACUAGGUAGAGAGAUUGCAUCGGGGACGGACCUCACGAUUUUUCCGUACCCCCUUUUUACUUUUUUCUUCUUUUCGGUAACGCUUUUUUUUUCUCGAUUUGAGAUGGGGAGAAGAGGUGAAGGGGGUGAAUAUCGAGUUCUACAGGGAGGAGUUAACUGCUUGAGGCUUUAACAAAGCCUCUAGACUGCAGGUAUGGGGUAGAGGGGGUUUCUGAAUGCAUGAUGAUGACGGUGACGGUGAUGGUGAUGGGGUGCGCGAUGAUAGAUUACAUCGAAAGGGAGAGUAGAGGAAGAUACCGAAGGGGAGGUGUAUAUGUACACGAAGAAUUGGCUCGCGAUGAAUACAAUGAGAAUAGCUUCGUAUCGUAGAUGAUUCGUCGUGUUUUUUUAAAGCGGC